UCAAAUUCAAACACACCAAUGGAGCAGCAAGAAGAGAUUGUUCCGAAUAUCACGGACGAUGAUGAAGCCUAUGCUCAAGAGUUACAGUUUCAACAAACCCUUGCCGACUCACUCAUCACCUCCACGCCGCCGCCGCCACCACCACCGCAACCGUCGCCGUCGUUACUCUGCGUCGCAUCUUCUUCGUCAAAACCUGUGGAUGUUGCAAUUAUCCUCAACGUAGAGAAGAUAAAACUCGAGACCAAUGAAGAAUCAAAUGAAUCGUCUUCUUCUUCAAUCAUCAUUUGCGAGAUUUGUGCAGAAACAAAGAAGACUGAAGAAAUGUUUAACAAUCAAAGUUGUUCACAUUCAUUUUGUUCUGAAUGUGUUAUCAAACAAGUGGAAACAAAAAUCCAUGAAAAAAUAGCAAAUGUUUCUUGUCCUGGUUUGAAUUGCAAAGGUGUGUUAGAGCUUGAAUCUUGCAUUUCAUUGCUUCCUAAAGAAUUGAUUGAUAAGUGGAAUGAUGCAUUGUGUGAAGCACUUUUUUGUUCUGUUCCUAAAUUUUACUGUCCUUUUAAGGAUUGUUCUGCAAUGUUGCUUGAUGAAAAUGAAGGUGUGGAAGAUAUUAGAGAAUCUGAGUGUCCUUUUUGUCAUAGGUUGUUUUGUGCAAGUUGUCAUGUUCCUUGGCAUCCUGGGAUUGGUUGUGAGGAGUAUCAGAAAUUGAAUGUGGAUGAAAGAGGAAGUGAUGAUCUUGUUGUUAGAGAGCUUGCUAAUCAGAAACAAUGGAGAAGGUGUCCUACAUGUAAAUUCUAUGUUGAAAAAAAUGGAGGUUGUUUGCAUAUUACUUGCAGGUGCCGGUUUGAGUUUUGUUAUGCUUGUGGAGAACAAUGGAGUUCUACUCAUGGUGGUUGCCAAAAAAAUUAGUUACAUUUAAAUUUUCUAUUGAUAAGGACAUUUCUGCUAUUUUUACUUUUUAUUUAAACAGAUUGUUUAUUUUGGUUAUUUUUAAUCAUAAGGGUAAGUUUUUUAUUGUUAAGAAAGACAUAAUAUUAGUAAGUCAAUGAUGUCCAUUGCAUUUGAUAACAAAAUAUGUAAUUGAGUCAGAGAAUUAAGUUUAUAGUUCUUUCUGA
Molecule: messenger RNA, 1109 nt
Organism: Trifolium pratense (red clover)
Lineage: Eukaryota; Viridiplantae; Streptophyta; Magnoliopsida; Fabales; Fabaceae
Product: E3 ubiquitin-protein ligase RSL1-like
Exons: 2
Coding region: 19-903 (294 amino acids)
Biological process (GO): ubiquitin-dependent protein catabolic process; protein polyubiquitination; positive regulation of proteasomal ubiquitin-dependent protein catabolic process
Cellular component (GO): cytoplasm; ubiquitin ligase complex
Molecular function (GO): ubiquitin protein ligase activity; ubiquitin conjugating enzyme binding; zinc ion binding
Source: RefSeq, a predicted model, not a curated record